This is a messenger RNA of Akanthomyces muscarius, 738 nucleotides long. RefSeq lists its product as uncharacterized. Lineage: Eukaryota; Fungi; Ascomycota; Sordariomycetes; Hypocreales; Cordycipitaceae. Gene Ontology annotation, biological process: mRNA export from nucleus. The transcript is spliced from 5 exons. The record is from RefSeq and is a predicted model, not a curated record. Gene Ontology annotation, cellular component: nucleus. The coding region runs from base 1 to 738 and encodes 245 amino acids. Gene Ontology annotation, molecular function: mRNA binding.
AUGUCCGGAAAGCUUGAUAAGCCCCUCGACGAUAUCGUCUCUGCCCGCCGCAAGAGCGCUGGUAACCGUCGCUCCUCGCGUCGCACCACUGGCCGCACUGCCGCUCCUCCUGCUGGUGGCAUUCAGAAGGCCAAGCCCAAUGCCCGCGGCGCUGCCGCCAAGGGCGCGCAGGGCAAGACUUCCGGCCCUCUAGGAGAGAGCAAAGUCAUUGUCAGCAACCUGCCCAAGGAUGUCUCGGAGCAGCAGAUCAAGGAAUACUUUGUUCAGUCUGUCGGCCCCAUCAAGCGCGUCGAGCUCUCGUACGGCCCGAACUCUCAGAGCCGUGGCAUUGCCAAUGUCAUUUUCCACAAGCCUGAUGGCGCUAGCAGAGCCUUCCAGAAGCUCAACGGUCUCCUCGUCGACGGUCGCCCCAUCAAGAUUGAGAUUGUUGUCGGUGCCGCCCAGGCCGACAAGGUCAUCCCUCCUGUCAAGACUCUGGCCGAGCGUGCUUCUCAGCCCAAGGCCCAGCCCAGAUCUGCCGCUGGCAAGCAGAGCAACAACGCCGGCAAGGAUGGUGCCAAGGGCAAGGCUGCCAAGGGUCGCCGCGCCCGCAAUGCUCGUCCCGCCAAGAAAACGGCGACUGAGCUCGACGCCGACAUGGAAAACUACAUGGCCGAUUCUACGGCCAACACCGGCGCUGCCCCGGCCGCUGCCCCGGCCACCAACGGUGACUCCGCCAUGGCGGAUGAGAUUAGCUAA